Molecule: messenger RNA, 778 nt
Organism: Verruconis gallopava
Lineage: Eukaryota; Fungi; Ascomycota; Dothideomycetes; Venturiales; Sympoventuriaceae
Exons: 3
Coding region: 200-625 (141 amino acids)
Source: RefSeq, a predicted model, not a curated record
GGGAUGUGUGGGGAAGGUCACAGCUGUUUGACUGUUUGUUGCACCUGGUGCUGGUCAAAAGAUCAGCUGUCCCCGCAUGAACUGAAGGGCUUGUUAUUCUCUCCUACAGCUUCGUGCAGCUGCAGCUUUUCAAGCUCUUGGAUUCAGAUUCUCCGAACAUUCAUACCGACCCAAAGCACUGAAUACCAGCGCAAACGUCAUGUCUUCCAACGAGAACGUCGACACCACCUCCAUCUCCCCCACCAGAGGCCCUCUUGAGCGCCGCAAUUCGCUUGAAAAGCAUCUCACUAACCGGCCGGAGGCUCAAGAGCUGAAGAACAGACACAUUCUGCUCGACACCAAUGCUGCACCGGCGCUUCAAGCAGCACAACAUGAGUUGGAGCGACAGAAAGUCACAGACAGCUUGAGAAAGAGCCUCGAGCAUCGUCCAGAUCGAGAAGAGCUGAUUCAACGCAACGUCCUUCCAGAUUCGAACGCCGCCCCGGCCCUCCAAGCACAUCAAAAAGAACUGGAGCGUCACAUGCGAGCAGACAGCUUGGAGAAGCAGCUGCACAACAGGCCAAAGCCGGAGGAUCUGAUCAGAGAGGGUAUUUUGCAGCCAGACGAGAAUCCUUUGAAAGAUUAGGAUCUCGUAGAGCUCUCUUAACGCCUUAACUAUGGGAAUGGUCGGACAUAUGUGAAGGACGACGUCACGAUUACUGAGAAAACACCUCUAGAUACCAAAGCACGUGGCAAACAGUGCUCUACGAAGUUAAACAUACUAUUUUUUUUUUUUUCA